This is a messenger RNA of Mesoplodon densirostris (Blainville's beaked whale), 468 nucleotides long. Its product is annotated as deoxyuridine 5'-triphosphate nucleotidohydrolase-like. Gene Ontology annotation, molecular function: magnesium ion binding; dUTP diphosphatase activity. Gene Ontology annotation, biological process: dUMP biosynthetic process; dUTP catabolic process. The transcript has a single exon. Bases 1 to 468 code for a protein of 155 amino acids. NCBI's taxonomy places the organism in Eukaryota, Metazoa, Chordata, Mammalia, Artiodactyla, Ziphiidae. The record is from RefSeq and is a predicted model, not a curated record.
AUGGCAGUGGUACCACUUACAAUUAUAUCUAGUGACCCACUAGCAAAAUUUUUGCCUCCUCUUUCUGCAACUUUAUGCUCUGCUGGCCUAAAGUUCUUAGUUCCAGAGGGAGGAAUGAUUCCACCAGGAGACACAACAAUGGUUCCAUUGAACUGUAAGUUAAGACUGCUGCCCAGCCACUGUGGGCUCCUGAUGUCUCUGAAUCAACAGACAAAGAAGGGAGUUACUGUGCUGGCUGGGGUGAUUGAUCCUGAUUACCAAGGGGAAAUUGGACUACUACUCCACAGUGAAGGUAAGGAAGAGUGUGUCUGGGAUACAGGAGAUCCCUUAGGACAUCUCUUAGUAUUACCGUGCCUAGUGAUUAAGGUCAAUGGAAAAAUACAACGACCCGACCCAGGCAGGACUACCAAUAGCCCAGAUCCUUCAGGAAUGAAGGCUUGGGUCACCCCACCAGGUAAAGAACCAUGA